AUGCAGCAGGACACAGGGAAUUCCAAUAGCGGAGUGACUCGAAAUGGCAAACGUAGCCGCCACAAUGGACCAAUGCUCCAAUUAAACACUAGACCAAUUGAAUAUCUUAUUGAUACGACUGCUGAGGCUGUGAAAAUGCGUUUUUUAAAUUUUCUUUGCAGCUACAGACAGCAGGACGACAUCCAGCUACAAAAUGAUCCUGAAACUUCUAAGAUUAAUUAUAGUCAACAGGCUGAAGUCAUGCGUCAUACGGAGACCUCGUCCUUAUUUGUGGACUUUUCCCAUGUCCUGGAGUUUGAUUCCGACUUGGCACAGGCUUUACAAGCUCAAUAUUACCGCUGGGAACCGUAUUUACGACGUAGUGUAUUUGAGUUUAUUAGGCUCGAAGAUCCGGCCUAUACGAUCAAUGAGGAUGCCAACAAGACUCAACGAGAAUUUUUUGUAAAUUUUUACAAUUUUCAGCACGUUUCGCACAUACGAGACCUACGGACCAAGAGCAUUGGCGAAUUACUGUCGUUUUCUGGCACCGUGACAAGAACGUCAGAAGUACGACCAGAAUUAUUGUUUGGAGCGUUUACGUGUGCAGAUUGUGGUGGUGAUACUACGGGAGUGGAACAGCAAUUUCGAUACACUGAACCAGUCAAGUGUCAGAAUCCGUACUGUGUUAAUACGUUUUCAUGGGAACUGAAUACGGAAAAGUCGGUUUUUGUUGACUGGCAACGUGUCAAAGUACAGGAAAACAGUGAUGAAAUUCCGGCUGGUAGUAUGCCACGAUCAAUUGAUGUUAUUUUGAGACAUGAAAAUGUCGAACAAGCUAAAGCUGGAGAUCGUGUUGUAUUUACGGGCACGUUAAUUGUCGUACCGGACGUUUCCAAGUUUGCGAAGGCAGGUGGAGAGAAUGCAGUUGCUACUCGCAAUCAUACACAGCGGCCGCGACGUGGUGGAGAAAACAGUACAGAGGGAAUGGAGGGUGAAGGCGUUCGAGGUCUCAAGGCUCUUGGUGUGAGAGAACUUACUUACAAGACAUGUUUUCUGGCAUGUAGUGUGCAAACGAUGGAGCAACGCUUCAACAGUAUUUCUAUUCGUAGCGAGCUUAACGAUGAUGGCGUAGAAGGAGAAAACGGUGGUGACAUGGCAUUGCAAGAUUUCAGCGAAGAGGAGCUGGCUUCGAUCCGCUGUAUGCAACAAGAUCCGGACAGGUAUUCGAAGAUGGCAAAGUCGAUUUGUCCAUCUGUAUACGGACACGAUGAAGUUCGCAAAGGUAUCUUGCUCAUGCUGUUUGGUGGCGUACACAAAAAGACGAUGGAGGGAAUUAAGUUGCGUGGCGACAUCAACGUUUGCAUUGUUGGCGAUCCGUCUACUGCAAAGUCGCAGUUUUUGAAGUACAUUGUUGGCUUCUUGCCUCGCGCAAUUUACGCAUCAGGAAAAGUAAGUUCGGCUGCAGGUCUUACGGCUUCGGUGACACGAGACGCAGAUAGUGGCGACUACUGCGUCGAAGCUGGUGCUCUCAUGCUUGCCGAUAAUGGUAUUUGUUGCAUUGAUGAGUUCGAUAAGAUGGACCCUAUGGAUCAAGUAGCUAUUCACGAGGCUAUGGAGCAGCAAACUAUCUCAAUUACGAAGGCUGGCAUUCAAGCUACGUUGAAUGCGCGAACAAGUAUUUUGGCAGCUGCAAAUCCGUACAACGGCCGAUACGAUAAGUCGAAGACACUCAAGUACAACGUGAAUAUCUCAGCGCCCAUUAUGUCUCGUUUUGAUUUAUUUUUCGUCAUUUUGGACGAUGGCGACGAAGUCACGGACCUAAAAAUUGCAGAACACAUUGUAAAUAUUCACAUGCCAAGUGAUCUGCAAGUAAAGGCAAGCGACAAUGGUGCUUACACGGAAGAAGACCUCAAGCGCUAUAUUAAAUUUGCACGAACGCUUAACCCUGUGAUCACGCCGGAGGCCAAGAGGAUGAUGGUAGCUUGCUAUCGAAGUCUACGCGAGAACGAUGUCGUGAGCAAUGGCCAAACCAAUAUUGCUUACCGCAUAACCGUACGUCAGCUCGAGUCUAUGAUUCGUUUGUCUGAGGGUUUGGCAAGACUCGACCUCAGCGAGACGGUGCUGGUUUCACACGUGCAAGAGGCAUAUCGACUACUGAGCAAGUCAAUUAUCCAUGUUGACACGCAGAAUGUCGAGUUGGAGAUGCCUGUUCCUGCACCAGCCGAAGAUGAGGAAGAUCGCGAUGGACGUGAUGGCAACGGUGGCGGAACUCGCGAUGAUGAUGAUGAUGAUGAUGAUGGAGGUGAUGGCGACAAUGAUGAAGGUGGUAGCGGUCAGAAUGGUACUGUUCCUGGUGAGUCGUUCCAUGCAAAGAAUCAAUCAACUGCUACGAAUGGUACACCAUCCAAGCCAAAGCAAGCCUCGACCGCAUCAUCUUCUCUUUCGUUUGAGCGUUUUGCAAGAAUUCAGAAAGCUAUCGGAAGGUUCAUUCGCGAGGCAGAAGAAGAAGCAACAAGUGCCAAACUAGCUCGUGAGGCCAUUCGUGCACAGACUAGUGCAAGUGACAAAAGCGAGCAGGAGGAUGGAAAUGACGAUUGCUAUGAGGAAGAGGCGACUGGUGUACUACAAGGUGAACUCGUGACGUGGUACUUGUCGUCUCAAGACAUUACGUCAGAGGCGCAACUUUCACGCGAGAAGCAGAUGAUUUGCUCUGUCAUUGACAAACUACUGCAGGAUAAAAUCUUGUCUGUGGUGGACAUGGAAGAAGAUGACGACGAGACCAUGCAGACAAGCCAAGGUGAGAACACUGACAAUCAAGAACAGAAGGCGAAGAAGACACGGACGAAAAAAGUGUCAGCUGAGGAAGAAGAUGCCAAGAAACAGCAGCGAUAUUUAACAGUGCAUCCCAAUUAUGCCUUCGAGUAG
Peronospora belbahrii is the source of this 2904-nucleotide messenger RNA. NCBI's taxonomy places the organism in Eukaryota, Oomycota, Peronosporomycetes, Peronosporales, Peronosporaceae. The record is from the annotation of a GenBank genome assembly.